Messenger RNA from Halichondria panicea, 788 nucleotides. Its product is annotated as nucleoside diphosphate kinase homolog 5-like. Bases 42 to 674 code for a protein of 210 amino acids. Gene Ontology annotation, molecular function: nucleoside diphosphate kinase activity. The record is from RefSeq and is a predicted model, not a curated record. Gene Ontology annotation, biological process: GTP biosynthetic process; UTP biosynthetic process; cilium movement. Gene Ontology annotation, cellular component: cilium. NCBI's taxonomy places the organism in Eukaryota, Metazoa, Porifera, Demospongiae, Suberitida, Halichondriidae. The transcript is spliced from 5 exons.
GCUUGUUACUAUUAGCAACCACAGAAACUUUGAAGGCAAAAAUGGAAGACACUCCAAUUUUCCCCGACCCUCCUGUUGUAACUGUGGAGAGAACUCUGGCUAUUAUCAAACCUGAUGCAGUGCAUAGAGCAGAUGAGGUUAUGGAGGACAUCAAAAGUUUGGAAUUUUCCAUUCUAAAUCAACGCAGGUUGAGGCUGACUCCAGAACAGGCCUCCGACUUCUAUGCUGAGCACUAUGGCAAAAUGUUCUUCCCAAGUCUCAUCGCUUACAUGCAAAGUGCUGACAUCAUAGCACUGGUUCUGGCCAAGCGUGAUGCUAUUCAAGAGUGGAGGGAUCUGCUGGGACCCACGAAUGCGGUCAGAGCCAAGCAAGAAGCUCCCGACUCACUCAGGGCAAAGUAUGGGCAUGAUCAAACAAGAAAUGGGCUGCACGGCAGUGAUAGCUACCAUACGGCCGAGAGGGAGAUCAGAUUCAUGUUCUCAGAAUCGAUCACAGAGCCCAUCUACCACGGCCAAGAUGCAACUGACUAUCUCCAGAGCAAAGUGAACCCUGUCCUCACCAAGGCUCUCACACAUCUGUCCAAACAAAAACCAGAAGACCCACUGACCUGGCUGGCUCAAUGGUUGCUGGACAACAAUCCUAACAAACCCAAAGUGACAGAAGUGGACACAUGAACUCAUUCAUAAUUAUAGUUACAGAAACUGUGUAGCACAUUACAUUUUUAUGUUCAUGUUUAUGCAAUUGGUAUGACCACAGUGGUACAUGUAGUGCCUGCAGCGGGAAUUUAA